Messenger RNA from Varroa destructor (honeybee mite), 2146 nucleotides. RefSeq lists its product as uncharacterized. Gene Ontology annotation, molecular function: RNA binding. Gene Ontology annotation, cellular component: nucleus; cytoplasm. The record is from RefSeq and is a predicted model, not a curated record. NCBI's taxonomy places the organism in Eukaryota, Metazoa, Arthropoda, Arachnida, Mesostigmata, Varroidae.
CUUGUCUCUUUCUGGCCUCGGCUGUAGAUUCGGCGUGUUACGCUACGUUACGAACGCAAGUGCUGGAUUCAUCCUCUUUAAUCGCGCUCAAGACAGCGCAAAAACCGCCACCAAAAUGGAGGUAUCGUACGCGUGCAACCUGAAUAACAGGUUCGAGCUGUUUCUUGAUGAAGAGAACGACCCACUGGAUAUGCUGGCCAAGCAGGAGCAGGCCCAUCGCAAAGCCGGGGAUAAGAAGGAAGGAGGUAAGAAGGACGCCGGCAAGAAGAAGGGUCUUAGCAAGACUCUUGUUGAGUCUGUAAAAACGAUUGCUGCUGCUGUAGAUUCCAAUAAUCCUCCGGCGAGGCCUCUAGCGCGUCGCAACGACGGAGCACCCUCUGCUGCCGCUGGUGGACAGUCGCGCUCUGAGGGCGGUCCGCGUGCGCCUCGCCGCAACGACAAUCCCAACAUUGAACGACGAAACAACGAGCGGAACUUUGAACCUCGUCCAGAGGGCGGCGAGCGCCCUCCAAGGGAUAAUCGCGGUGGUGGGGCGAGAGGGGACGGUCCCCGUGGACCGCGGUUCCCACGUGGGGAAGGAGGCCGCGACGGAGCUCCCCGAUCUCAAAGGGGUGGUCAAAGGGAGUUUGAUCGUCGCUCAGGUGAUGUACGGUCCGGAGUGAAAUCGGUCGAGAAACGCGGAGGCCAAGGUGCAUACAACUGGGGCAGUGCAACGGAUACGUCAGCGAACGACCAGGGCGAUCUUGAACAGCAACAGGGAUCGAACGCUAAUGCCAGUAACGUUAACCAGGACAGCAGCCGCGAAGAGAUUGCGGAAGGCGGUGAAGAAGCGAGCGCGCCCGCCGGAUCCGAGGUUGUCGAGAUGACGCUCGAACAAUGGAAAAAAGAACAGGCAGCCAAGCAAUCGAAGGCCGAGUACUCCGCAAAUAUCCGCAAGCCUAACGAGGGUGAGAAGGACGACCCUAAACUGAAGAAGGCGACCGUCAUCCGCAAAAAGAAAGAAGAGGAAACCUAUGAUAGUGAAGAAGACGCUGAAGAAUCGGAAGACGAGUGCGAGAAGAUGAAAAAACAACUCGAACAGACGCUGGCCUCGCAAUUUCAUUUCGCCGAUCAGCGCAGUGGCCCUCCCCGUGGCGGACGAGGACCUGGUCGCACAGGCCCUGGUGGCCCACGCUUUGGGCAGCCUUCACAAGGCGGGCAUGGCCCCACACCUGGCGUUGCUGGUCCCAACCCCAACGCCAGAACAGGAUCAAAUGCCCGAUCGAAUCGUCCUCAACACACGCCUCGUGUAGAAGAUCUCAACGACUUCCCCUCGCUAGCCGCUUAAGUGCCGCAGCUGCUCCAGUGUCGUCGUCGCCCCCUACAGAAAUGGCAACAAUCGUAACAGCUAAUAACACUACUACUUUAAUAGGAACGCUAGCUAAUCCUAUAAAGCAAUCGCAGAUGCCAGAUGAUAUGAGUGUAAACCAUUUUUUCUCAGAAUCUAUGUUUAAUCUGCGGUCCGAGAGCGUGGGAGAGGGUUGUCUUUAGUUUGAACUAGAGAAAGCUAUUAAAAGGCUUGAAAGCUGGUGGAGGGUCUGUCAUUUUGCUGGAUGGUCUGUUUACUAGAGCAUAAGGCGUCUUCUUCCCACGCUCUCUAAUUUCUGGUACCACAGUUUCGAUUCUGAAAAAAAGCUAUUUUGACCGGGGGGAAGGGGGCGACGAGGAGCUCUGUGAACACCUGCGGUGCCCUUAUCAAUUAUUCGUGAUUGCACGCAGAAAUGGUGUAAGAAGAGGAUUAACAGACGAACAUACGCAAAAGAACAUAACAGUAAGCAAAACAUAAACGAGGUUGACAGAGUUGUUGUUUUUUGUCAUCUUUGUGAAGAGCUAAGUUAAGGCUAUACAAGGAAGGGAAGGAAUUACUGGGCGUUUAUAGGAGUGGGCGAUGUCUACUGACAAAAGUUCGUGCGCUCAGUCGCACCGUCGUCGUUAACCAUUGCAAACCUUAAAGCUUUGAGACAAUGAACCUCGUAGUAUGUAGGUUGCCUGAGACCGAGCAGUGGAUCUUGUGAUCGCAAGCAGCAAAAAAUAGAAACCUACGCAGGUCAAAACCUAGGCAGGCGAAAAAGUUCUAAUCAGACGGAAGUGAUGGGUGGCAGUCAGC